Pyricularia pennisetigena is the source of this 465-nucleotide messenger RNA. RefSeq lists its product as uncharacterized. Lineage: Eukaryota; Fungi; Ascomycota; Sordariomycetes; Magnaporthales; Pyriculariaceae. The transcript has a single exon. The coding region runs from base 1 to 465 and encodes 154 amino acids. The record is from RefSeq and is a predicted model, not a curated record.
AUGGCAGCUAUAGUGUAUCGGGUUGAUUCCCGCGAUCCCAACGUAAUAAAUGACUGCGACGGCUUUAAACUAAACUGUCCGGCACAAGUACCCCCUGAUUAUGAGCCUGUGCAUUACAUGCAUAACAAUCUGGGAGACUUUUGGGGAGCAACAUGGUCAAGCCAAGCGGUCGCGCUGGAAUACAUCAACAGAUACGCCCCCUUUUCCCGCGCAUGGAUUUAUAUGGUUGAGGCGAAGCGCGAACACGCCCCCGCUGAGGAGAUUAUCUACACAACCCAGCCAGAUCUGUCAGGAUACCCCUGGAGUAAUGUCCCUUAUUUUAGACAUUCAGUCCGCCCUGGUACCGAUGAAUCGAAUGGUGACUUCGUUGAGAACCCGGAUUACCGGAAGCCUUUGUGGUCAACGGUACGUCAAAGUAUAACCAAACCGUUUAAAACGAAGAGCAAAAAGGGCGGCUGGCCAUGA